UCAAGCAAAAACAAAAUGGCGUCGUCAGCCGGUCGUACUUUACGAGGCGCUUCUCGCUUAAUUUUACAGGCUGCAAGUUCACAGUGUGGACGGAUUGCGUCACAAGCUGGAAGCCCAAAACUACAGACAGUGCGGGCUCUUCAUCAAGCUACAGGAAUAAGUUUAGUGAAGCAAGCCCAGACGAAUUUUUCUGCUAGCAUAUCAAGGACAGCCUCUGCUUGUGUUAUGAUGAGUACAGCUUCCCCACUUUCUACCUGUGGAUCACUGUUAUGCACUGGAAGCAGCUCAGAUGCGAUGGAAGGUUCUGCAGGAGAAGAAGAGGGGCUAGUGAUUGAGGCGGUACAGAAACUUGAGGACUUAUAGCAUUGGCUUUCCUUACAUGCAACAACUGUUGUGUGUAAUUCUGUUCAUUAGUAACAAAUGUAUUGUUUUAUUGCCAUUCCUGGAGACUUCUUGAACUUUGUCAUUUUGCAAGGAUUUCAUAGAUACAAACACUUAUUAAUUUUUUUGAACCAGGGUUGUGCAUGCAGAUUCAGGAAGUUCUGAAGUGGAAUUUCUUUUAAAAUGUAAUAUAGUAAGUUGUGAGGAAAAACCCACUCAGAUAACAAUGAUUAGCACCACAAAAGUGAAGGUUUCAUUCCAGUAGCUAUAGUGUAAUUUUUGUCAGGGUUAUUUGAAUUGAAAUGCUGAUAAUUUUCAUUGUUCAGUGUUAAUAUCUCUUCAGAAGUAGAAUUAUUAGUCAGAAAGUUCAUUUAGGAAUUCUACAAACAGUGUUAUACCUGAAAAUUUUGUGAAGGAAGUAAUUAAAAUUUGUAGUCAAAAUACCAUUGUUAAUUACUUCUUUGAGGGGCAAUACUGGGCAGUGUCCAGAUGGAUUUUCUGAGUUAAUAGCUAGGUAUUAUGUUAACACAUUUUUCACUUUAAAGUUUGUCAUUAAUAUUAGUUUUCUUUUGCACGUUUGUCUACUUUUUUUAUCUGAAUUUUCUUCUUAUUCUUGGUUUCAUAGUAUAUUAGUGAGUUUAGGAACCUUCAUGAAAAUGAUUGCUGAAUUCUUAAUCUUAAUUCCAAGUCUUUGCGAUGUUUUAUUAUGGAUAGAAAUGUAUUUUCCAAGGAAAUUCCAAAAUUUUGUUCUCAGUGUGAUGUUUAUUGUAUUGUUAUUUAUUGUAAAUUCUUAUUGCCUGUAAUACUGGUAUAUGCUAGCUUGUGAUUUUUUAAAAUGCUUGCUUACUAAGUUGUUCAUCUUUCAAUCUCAUUAAAAACAACAGUGAAAUGUA
Molecule: messenger RNA, 1274 nt
Organism: Stylophora pistillata
Lineage: Eukaryota; Metazoa; Cnidaria; Anthozoa; Scleractinia; Pocilloporidae
Source: RefSeq, a predicted model, not a curated record